AUGAUGAUCCUGCUGGGAGCCAAGCUACUUCUCCUGGGCAUCAUCGGUGUCCAGGGAUAUCCCCUGGACGAGAAGGAUCUCUCCUCGGGCAUUCUCCACUCCGCCGGCUUGCUGGGUAACUAUGCCGGCGGCUUGACCGGCGGCGAAGCCUUGUCCAAGCUGGACUUUAGCUCCUCCGCUUCGCAGGAGUUUGGUGGCGAAUCACCGGAUCACCUGGGCUCACUGGGGGAUCAUCUCAGCGAGGAGGGUUUCCCCACGGACUUUGGCAGCAGCAGUGAUGCCGGCGAGGAGUUUUCAGAGGCCAGUGAGGUGCAUUCCCACUACGAGGAUGCCGGCGACCAUGAGGAGCACAAGGCUGUGCCUGGCAUCGAUCACGGCAAGGGUGCCUUCAGCUACAGCACUCUGUAUGAGUUCAAGGAUCGGGAUGAGCACGAACUGCAGCACAUCCAGCAUCAGGCCCUGGAACAGCAGGUGGAGCAUCAGAUAUUGGAGCAUCAGCAUCACGAUCUGAGCCAUCUGGAGCACCUCUACUAA
Messenger RNA from Drosophila serrata, 534 nucleotides. RefSeq lists its product as uncharacterized. Lineage: Eukaryota; Metazoa; Arthropoda; Insecta; Diptera; Drosophilidae. The record is from RefSeq and is a predicted model, not a curated record.